Paramuricea clavata is the source of this 1008-nucleotide messenger RNA. Lineage: Eukaryota; Metazoa; Cnidaria; Anthozoa; Malacalcyonacea; Plexauridae. The record is from the annotation of a GenBank genome assembly.
AUGAAACAACCAUAUAAUCCAAUUUUAUGGAAUUUGUAUGCGACAUGUACGUAUUUACGAUAUUAUAAACCCGUACUCGAUGUUCAAGACAGAAAAAUAAAUGAUUAUGUUAAAGUUAAAGAGUUCUGGUUAAAAGGCGGUUUUGAGACCGUACGCAAUUUCAUCGCUGUAGACGAUGAAAUGGAUGCGUGUGAAACGGUGGAAAGCGACAACCCCGGCACACCCAACGUUACGCGAUCAAAAUAUCCACGUAUGGCGGUCGUCGGUGUCGAUAGUGAAGCGGGGAAACAAUUCUAUAGCAUACCGGUGGAAUGGAUACCACGACUGGCGGUUCGUGAGGAUGGUAUGUUUGUGUUAAAAUCGUUCGAGUUUUGCUGUCGUGAAAUUCUGGUACGUUCAACGACACAGCUGGUACGUUGUCAGUCCCUAACAGUAGCCGAUAAAUAUCAUGUAGAUAAACAUUAUUUUCAUGUGGGUUGCGGUGAAUGUGGUGAAGAGAAUUCUCAAAUUGAAGUAUUUGCUGCCACACACUUGUAUGUGGGGUUAAAAAGUAUUAUGCGACAUUUUGACACUGGACUAUAUGUGAACAUGUCGGAAAUGCUGAUGGCUCUUGAAUGUAAUGAGGAAAAAUUAACAUUUUAUCAUAAAGAAGUAUGUUAUGAAGAAUCGUGUAUAAUUGUCACAUAUACCCCUGUAUUUAAAAAGGGUACGUAUAUUCGUAAAUAUCUUGCACAUAUUGUAGUAUGUAAAAAGUGUGUCCGAUAUCUUGAAGAUUUUUUAACCUUGUUAGAUCAGAGUGUGGAAAAUCAUCCCUUUGCCACAUAUGACGACGUGGAUUGCGAUGGGUAUAACCAUCUGGCCUUACCUGUUCUGAAAUAUAUAUUAGAUGCUGAUUUUGAUAGUUUAGCGUCGAAAGCAUAUUAUGGGGUUAUAGAUGGACAGCAUUUAGAAGGGCCUUGUAGCUAUGUGGAUUUGUUUAUGAAUACGUAUGUUGAAAAACAUGUUUGA